Molecule: messenger RNA, 1991 nt
Organism: Medioppia subpectinata
Lineage: Eukaryota; Metazoa; Arthropoda; Arachnida; Sarcoptiformes; Oppiidae
Source: the annotation of a GenBank genome assembly
GAGCAAAUGAUCCAAUAAUUGAAUGAUUCAAUGAUCGCAUGAUUUCAUUACUGUUUCCCUUAAUUUAAUUCACACUUAAUUACUAUAAGUAUUGUUUGUUCAGUGAAUCGGUGUUUGAAUUGUUCGCAAUGUUUCGGUCGUCUCUAUUGAGUCAAUGCAGCCGUCGGUGCAAUGCUUUGGCCAAAAGGUCACGAACUCUCACCACUUCCUCGACGCUAAACAAGCCGUCAAUCCAUUCAGACAUCCAUUUAAAAAAAUGCGGUCAAAUAUUGGCGUCAAAUGUAUUGCCGAAGCAAAGCAUUAGUCCAUUAAUUGAUUGCCGAAGAAGUGGUUACGCGUCGGAAGCGAAUCUCCCGAAACACAGUCGCGUUGUAUUGCCUGCUCUGUCGCCGACUAUGGAGUUGGGAACUAUCAUCUCGUGGGAGAAGAAGGAGGGCGACCCCCUUCAUGAGGGCGACCUCUUGGCUGAGAUCGAGACCGAUAAGGCGACCAUGGGUUUCGAGACACCCGAUGAGGGCUUUCUGGCCCGCAUUCUGGUGGCCGCCGGCACUAAAGACGUGCCCAUCGGGAAGAUCGAGACCGAUAAGGCGACCAUGGGUUUCGAGACACCCGAUGAGGGCUUUCUGGCCCGCAUUCUGGUGGCCGCCGGCACUAAAGACGUGCCCAUCGGGAAGCCGACAUUCAGGCCUUCAAGGAUUUCGUGGACACCAGUGAUCCCCUCAAAACACUUGGCUGAGAUCGAGACCGAUAAGGCGACCAUGGGUUUCGAGACACCCGAUGAGGGCUUUCUGGCCCGCAUUCUGGUGGCCGCCGGCACUAAAGACGUGCCCAUCGGGAAGCUUCUGUGUAUAAUUGUUGAAAAUGAAGCCGACAUUCAGGCCUUCAAGGAUUUCGUGGACACCAGUGAUCCCCUCAAAACCAAACCCAAAGCGGAGGCUAAGCCGAGCGCACCGUCGGCGCCAAAGCCGAUCCCUUCUGCGGCGUCCGCACCGUCGCAGCCAAUGGCCGCGAAGCAGACUUUUUCUGCCUCAGGAAUUGGCGGUCGACUAUUCGCCAGUCCUUUAGCCCGACGUUUAGCCGCAGAGAAAGGUAUAGAUCUGAAUGCGCUUUCGGGCGCCGGAAGCGGUCCCGGAGGGAGAAUUCGUGGCGCAGAUGUUAUGAGCGCACCGAUUGGUAUAAGUGGUGGUCCGCGCGCUCUCGAGUUCACUGAUACUGCGCUGACUAGUAUGAGACUAACCAUCGCUAAACGAUUGUUGCAAUCAAAGCAAACAAUACCUCAUUAUUAUCUAACAGUGGAGUUGGAAAUCGACGAACUCUUAAGAUUGAGAACACAAUUAAACGAAAUGUUAAGCAAAGAGAAGAUGAAACUAUCUCUCAAUGACUUUAUAAUAAAGGCUUCAUCGCUGGCAUGUAUUCAAGUGCCCGAAGCCAACAGUUCAUGGAUGGAUACUUUCAUCAGACAAUACAAUUCCGUAGACGUGAGCGUUGCGGUCAGCACUGAGGCCGGACUCAUAACACCCAUUGUGUUCAACGCACACACCAAAGGAGUCAAAGAAAUAUCACAAGAUGUCAAACAGUUAGCACUUAAAGCGAGAGAAGGUCGUUUGCAACCAAACGAAUUCAUUGGCGGAACGUUUACGAUAUCUAAUCUGGGAAUGUAUGGCAUUAACAGUUUCUCUGCGGUUAUAAACCCUCCGCAGUCUUGUAUUCUGGCGGUCGGCGGCACUCAGAGACGUCUCGUACCGGUCAGUGACGGCAAGACUAGAGCCGCUUCUUUCAUGACAGUUACCCUUAGUUGCGAUCAUAGAGUAGUCGACGGAGCCGUUGGCGCUCAAUGGCUACAAGCGUUCAGACAAUACAUAGAAAAACCCUUUUCAAUGGUUCUUUAAGUUAGGAUUCAAAUAGUUUUUUGUUUUGUUUGAUUUUAAUUAUAUUUUAAUUCAUUGCUGUUAUUAAUGUAGAGAUAAUUAUUUGAAAAUGAUUUUCAACGC